Aspergillus novofumigatus IBT 16806 is the source of this 2916-nucleotide messenger RNA. RefSeq lists its product as uncharacterized. The record is from RefSeq and is a predicted model, not a curated record. Lineage: Eukaryota; Fungi; Ascomycota; Eurotiomycetes; Eurotiales; Aspergillaceae. Bases 1 to 2916 code for a protein of 971 amino acids. The transcript has 7 exons.
AUGAGAGCUUUAUAUGUCGUACAAAGUGGCGCGGUAGCAUUAUAUACGGUUCUUGCAGCCAUAACAGUAUCUGCCUCUGGCGUCGACUCCGGCUUUGUUAACCCGGAUGUCGUCUACCGUCCCAAAUUCCGCUAUUGGCUACCUGAUGCAAGUGUCCCUGCCGACGUCGUCCAAGCGGAUAUCGCCCGUAUUGCUGAAGCUGGGGGCGGUGGCAUCGAACUGUUGCCCUUCUACUUGUAUGGCCUUCCGACAGCACAGGGCAUGAACGCUACACCGCCCUCAGACUGGAAUGUAUAUGGGUUCGGCACACCUGCUUUCAAGGAUCUGUUCCAGGCUGCUCUGAAUGGCUCAAAGGAAAGUAAGGUCCAUAUGGACUUUGCGGUAGGCGCAAACCAAGGACAGGGUGUCCCUGCGGUUCCAGGAACACCGGGGCUGGCAGUCCAACUACUGCUGGGAAACACAUCUGUGCACGCUGGUCAACGUUAUUCUUCCACAGUUCCGCCGCCAGCCGAAUUGUCAUCCGUGUUGCAAUCGGGCUUGACAUUUAUGCACCCUCUAGAGGAUUUCGGCACGCCUAACCUGACUGCUGUCAUUGCGUACCAAGUGCUUAAUGGUAACACCAUCGGCGAUUCCAAAAUUGUAGCUCUGGACCCACUCUCGUUUGUUGAUCUGUCUGCCAAAGUGAAGGAUGGUCUAAUAGACUGGACAGCACCGUUGGGCAAUUCAACUUGGCGUGUCUUCAGCUUCUGGGUCAAGCAUACCAACCAGCGCAGCUGCACAGGCGGCCGCGAUGCGACCACUGUUAUUGGUAAUGGUUCUUGGAUUGUUGACCAUUUUGAUGCCAUGGGAGCGCGAUUGAUCACCGAUUUUUGGGAUCAGCACAUUUUGAGUGACGAACAAACCUUGGCUUUUCUGCAAGAAGUGGGACAGUAUGCGUGGGAGGACAGUAUGGAGAUGCUCUCAUCGUUAUACUGGACACCGAGUCUAUUGGCCAGGUUUGAGCAGGACCGUGGGUACAGCGCUCUUCCAUGUCUUCCAGCUCUUUUCAAGCCGCAGAAUAACUGGAAUGCGAUUGCGCCGUCGUACAAUGAGAUGUACACACUUGGAAAUCAGAAGGACAGUGCGUGUAAUGCGGAUUAUCGUCGGACACUGAAUGCCGGAUAUCAGGAAUAUAUUGCCCAUUUCAGUCAGUGGACGAACAGAAUUGGGAUCCAGUAUUCGAAUCAGCCAGCGUAUAACCUGCCACUUGAAAUGUUGGGUGAUGUCCCCCUCUCCGAUGCGCCGGAAUGUGAGUCGCUGGGCUUUAGUGAUAAUGUUGAUGCAUAUCGCCAAUUCAGUGGGCCCGCCCAUAUCAGUAAUCGCAACGUCAUCUCAAAUGAAAUGGGGGCAGUGAACAAGCCGGCCUAUAUGCUCACAAUACCAGAGCUUCUAUAUUCCAUCAAACGAGCCUGGUCCGGGGGUAUCAACAUGGUCAUCCUGCACGGGUACACCUAUUCUGGCAAUUAUCCCAAUACGACAUGGCCUGGAUAUACGACCUUCGGCUUUUGGUUCACCGAGAUGUGGAAUCAAAUCCAGCCUGCUUGGAUUCAUAUGAAGGACUACCUGGAUUAUAUCUCGCGGAAUCAAUUUGUUUUGCAGCAGGGCCGUCCACAGAUCGAUUUGGCGCUGUAUCUGUACGAGACCCCGUGGAGUGCCGUGGACCUGCUUCAUUCGAGCAAUAUAACUGCUGCUGGCUAUACUCACGAUUACGUUGCGCCCGAUAACCUCGUUCCACCGCAGGUUACUGUUCGAGCAAAAGUCCUUGCUCCAGAUGGACCAAGCUAUAAGGCCCUGGUUUUUGCCUCGCCCAAAUAUAACAUAUCUACUUUCAAUCUCGUUCGGGAAGAUGUGGCGGCACGAGUGGUAGAGUUUGCUCAAAAGGGACUGCCCGUGGUAUUUGUUGGUGGCCUGCCGCAGGUGACAUCAAAUACUCAGGCUGGUCAAAUUAUGGAGGACGGGUGGCGUAAGAUACGAAACUUGCCAUCCGUCCAGUUUAUCUCCUCGCUUGCAGAUCUCUCUGGUGCCCUGAGAAAGGCAGGAGUCACGCCAAAUGUUUUGCCAAGCUGUACUACUGGUACACUGCGCGUGGUGAAGCGGUCCAGACCCGACGAUGAGGUAGAUUAUGUCUUUCUGUAUAACGAUCAGACUGUCUCCACCUCAUGCCAAAUCAGCAUCCAAGAACGUGGAGCGAGAACACCGCACCUUCUCAAUGCUUGGACUGGGGAGAAAAAGAUGAUCAGCUCAUUUGAGAGAAGGUCCGCAGUGAUCACGGUAUCUCUACAGUUCGCGCCAAAUGAGACGAGCAUUCUAAGUCUCGAGAAGGGCAGCAGUAGUGAUCCUACAAGCUUGACCAUGCUUGCAAGCAGCAGUACAUCAAGGCGAUACAGCAUAGCUAACCUGACACGCUGGGACCUGUCGAUCGAAGACUUUCACGCUCCACGCCGCCGUUCUCAAGUCCAAACAGCCAUCACAUCGCACAACUUCUCCAACAUCGCCCUCAGACCAUGGAGCGCUAUCUCUCCUGCAUUGGCUAAGGUGGGAGGCAUCGGUCGAUACUCAACGAGCUUCACUGUACCGAAUGUCCCUCACAUACAGGGCAAGCUAUCGCUAGGUCCGAUCAUUCACACUGCUCGCGUUUAUAUCGGAGGACGGAGACUUCCUCCAAUUGACCCAGUCAACCCAGUCAUUGACAUAUCCUCGUACAUCAGUCCCAGUCAGACAUAUAAGAUUAUAGUGGAAGUGACAACUCCAUUAUUCAAUCGGAUCAAGACGGAUGCAAACCAAACUAUGAUCGCUGGGUCGACAGCGCGAGAGCAACAGCCGCUGUAUGCUAGUACGCCGUAUCAGGAGUACGGUUUGAUGGCCCGGUGGUGGUGA